Messenger RNA from Ostrinia nubilalis (European corn borer), 1535 nucleotides. Its product is annotated as guanine deaminase. The transcript is spliced from 8 exons. The coding region runs from base 144 to 1478 and encodes 444 amino acids. Gene Ontology annotation, biological process: guanine catabolic process. Gene Ontology annotation, cellular component: cytosol. The record is from RefSeq and is a predicted model, not a curated record. Gene Ontology annotation, molecular function: zinc ion binding; guanine deaminase activity. Lineage: Eukaryota; Metazoa; Arthropoda; Insecta; Lepidoptera; Crambidae.
AGUGAAGCCAGUAUUGCAGAGAGCUGCGCGGACAUCAUACCGAUUCUAUGUUGUUUUGAUAAGAUAACUCGUGUUUAUCUAAUGUUUUUACUUGAAAAUUGAGUUAUUGUUCAUUUUAACUUAAAAUUUACAAGGCUUUGGACAUGUCCACGAAAAAACACGUUUUCGUGGGGUCAUUCGCUUCGGCGGAAUCGUUAAAAGAGUUGUCCGUGAAUGUCGGAUACAUAGUUGUGGAGGAUGGGAAGAUAACCAAAAUAAACAAAGACGAAGCGAAUGCAGACCUGCAAUCACAAUUCGCAGGAUAUGAGAUAGUCCGCCUGAAUGACCACCAGAUUCUCAUCCCAGGAUUCGUCGACUGUCACACACACGCGCCCCAGUUCCCGAAUAUAGGCGUGGGAUUGGAUAGGCCAUUGCUAGAAUGGCUGGCAAAGUAUACCUUCCCUCUGGAGAAGCGAUAUAGCGAUGUAGAGUUCGCAGCUAAAGUUUACGAUGUUGUCGUCAAACGCCUUCUCCACAAUGGGACCACAACAGCUUGCUAUUUCGGGUCUCUACAUGCUGAAGGCACUUUGGAACUGGCUAAAAGCGCCAUCAAGCACCGUCAGAGGGCAUUUGUGGGGAAAGUUAGCAUGAACCUCCAAAAUGAUGCUGGAUACUUCAACGACACUGAGAAAGAGUUGGCAGAGGUCCAGACUUUCGUGGAGAAUGUCCUUGCAUAUAAGAAUGAUCUGGUGCAACCGAUCCUAACGCCAAGGUUUGCGGUAAGCUGCGACGACGACCUUAUGAGUGGCCUAGCUGAGAUUUCUGAUAAAUACGACUGCAGAAUACAGAGUCACAUAUCAGAGAACCACAGCGAAAUAGAAUACGUACUAAAAAUCAACCCGACAUGCAAAAGUUACGCUGAAGUUUACGACAAAAAUAGAAUACUAAAUAAUAGGUGCAUCAUGGCCCACGCCAUCCACUUGACAGACUGCGAGCUGCAGACCAUGGUCCAAAAGGGAGUAUCCAUUGCCCACUGCCCGGCGUCCAACACGCGGCUAUGUUCCGGCCUGUGUCCAGUCAGGAAAUAUCUGGACAACAAUCUGGUCGUUGGAUUGGGAACUGACGUAUCAGGCGGCGACAGCGCAAGCAUAUUGGACGCCAUGCGAAGGACGAUGGACGUGUCUGCGCAUCUUGAGAUGAAAGGGGACAAAGGAUUCACCAUCAGCUGGUCCGAAGCUUUCUAUUUGGCCACGCUAGGUGGCGCUAAAGCUUUGAAACUGGACCAUAAAGUGGGCAGCUUUGAAGUGGGCAAAGAGUUUGACGCUCUGCUCAUAGACCCGUACGCGUUCGAUGGGCCCAUAGACAAACACGACUACUGCAUCAGCAGCAGUAAGGAGGAACGAGCAGUAACUUUACUGCAAAAGUUCAUCUACUUGGGCGACGAUAGAAAUAUAGUGCAAGUGUAUGUAAAAGGACAGAAGGUGAAAGACUUAUUGUAGUCUUUGUUUUUCUUUUAUGCUGGGGCAUUAUCGAAUAAAAAUAUUAUCUUAAAAUAA